CUCUCCUCAACCACACCAGCUCUCAUUUCUUCCCUCACGACUCUGUGCCCACUCUCAUCUCGCUUCCUUUCCUUCUCUCUCUACACCCUCUGCUCUUUUCCUCGCCUUCACCCUCUUCUCUUCCCUCAUCUCCAUCUCCAUCUCCUCUUCUCCCUCCCUCCCUCCCUCCUCCUUUCUCACUCUCUACUCCUUGGAGUGGCGACACCGUGACUGCCUGCGUCAGCCAGCCUUGCCAGCCGCUGCCAGCUAGUGAACGCUGCUACUGGAGGUUGCUGUAUCCUGCAGAGAGCCCUGUGUGUGUCUCUGUGUGUGUGUGUGUGUGUGUGUGUAAGUGUAUGAGUGUACGCAGAUGGGAAAGCAACUGAGUCAGGGAGGGCUGCCUCUCAUCUCUCCGCUGUCACCACCAUCCUUCACUCUCCCUCCUCUGCUGCUCUCCUCCUCUGCUGCCAUGGAGCUCCAGCAGGCUGAAUCACAACGGCAUCUGCAGACAGGGCUGAGCAGGUAGAAGUGUGUGUGGUGCUCCACUGGGCCAGUAUGGAUUGUCUUCGGAGGUGGACAUCGGGCUCUGCAGUCGUGUUCUUCCACACACUGGCCUUGUCCUGGACAGGUGCAAUUGGGCCCGCCCCCAAAAUUGACGGAUGGCACCGGGCAGCUCUGACUCUGCAGGAGAACAUGACGCACAGGUUCAACUGCCAAUCAGACGGCUGGGAUCCUCGUGCCCCUCCCUUGCUGACUUGGUACCUGAAUGGGGAGCCGCAGAGAGAACCGUCACCGAAUCGUGGACGUCUGGUGAUGACAUCAAAAGAAGAUUCUGAGGUCAUGAGACCAGGGACCAAUCACAACAGCAGCUUCUCUCUGCGGGCCAGAAAGUGGGACAGGGAGCUGGUGUGUGUCGCAUCAAACCCCAGGACUGGAGAGAGCUUCAACGCCACUGUCACACUAAAUGUCCAGUUCCAGCCAGAGAUCCUCAGGGUGAACGCUCAGUACAGUGAAACCUCAGACCCCGGCCUCUCCCUGGUCCUCUUCGCCUUGGUACGGUCCAACCCACCUGCCACUAUCACCUUUGUGGACCAGUCUGGACAGCAGGUGGCCAACACUUCUGACUUCCUCAUCCUGGACUCGCGGAGCUACCCGUGGCUGACCAAUCACACGCUGAGGGUCACACUCAGUAGCCUAUCAGGGAAUAUCUCACUGAACGCAAGCAACAGUGUGGGAACUGUGCAGAACAACCUCACACUGGCAGAGUUCCUGCAGUCUCGUGUGGAGGUGCCCAUGCUGGGCAUCGUGACUGGAGGAGCCAUGGCCUUCAUGGCGCUCCUCAUCCUCAGUCUGAUAGUUCUCUGCCUCAUGCAAAAAAACAAGAGCAAGUCCAUUGACGAACCAGUGGAGAUUCUGAUGACCAAGAAAAGUGACUCAGCCAAUCUGAAGACAGAGAAAGUGGAUAAGACCCACAUCCCCAGAGAGAACAUGUCUCUGCCUUCCAACAUGCAGCUCAACGACCUCAGCACUUUGAGAAAAGCCCGAGAGGCCGCCCAGCAGAACAGCGUGGGAGAGCAGAAGAAAGAGGAAGAGGAGGAGGAAGAUCUGUCUUUAGCCUACGCCGCCAGAGGUUUCGCCAGAUAUCCGAUGGUGGGCUACAUCUAUAAGGUGAACAGCACAAGCAGCGAGGAGAUCUGGCUCUGAUGGACCUCAAAGCAACACGCAGACCGUACGUGCAUGCAUAACUACUUCAGAACAGUGCAGCUGUCCACAAGGAAACUGCCACUCAGACAUUCAGCCAAUCAUCGCUCACCUUCGGGCUGGACCAGGAUGAAGAGGAUCUUGUUGUUGGAGACCUCGUCUAUUUCUGGACCGCAUCAACAAACCUCUGUUUCUCUGACUCAAACAUGAAGCUCAUGUCCACAAUACAAAAAAUCUCAGUGUUUUUGUCAUCAAGUGAACCAAGUGCUCUGGUAUUUACACUGCUGACAUGUUGUCUCUACAGUGCAAAGUAUGAACUCCAAAUAAGAAUGCUCAUAUUCAGUCUGUUUUGAGUUAAGACUUUGUGUAACCACCUGCUCAUGAUGUCCUGUUGCAAUAUUGGAAUGCAUUAAUUGUUCUAUGCUAACAGCAGAAUUUUGACCAGUGAUACCUGAUGAAGAUGGUGCAUAAUUAUAGAAUACGUAAUCGUUAAUGGACAUGCGACAUGUCAUGUACUGUAUAUUUGUAUGCAUAUGUAUAUGUGUAUAAAAGAGGAUGUGUAAUAAAGAUAAUAUGGAGAUUGUGUGGAAGUAAA
This is a messenger RNA of Amphiprion ocellaris (clown anemonefish), 2275 nucleotides long. RefSeq names its product transmembrane protein 25. Gene Ontology annotation, biological process: negative regulation of excitatory postsynaptic potential. The transcript has 9 exons. The record is from RefSeq and is a predicted model, not a curated record. Bases 535 to 1683 code for a protein of 382 amino acids. Lineage: Eukaryota; Metazoa; Chordata; Actinopteri; Pomacentridae.